AUGUCAUCGGGGAGAGAACGUUCUGAUGAACUCCCGGACGUGGAGAAGAUCUCAGACUCUCGUGAGAAUUCAACAUUGCUUUUGUCAGAAGAACAAGCAUUAGCGAAAGCACGGAGCAAACCCAACGACGCCCUACCAAUUCUCAUCACAUACGGCCUCAAUGACCCUGAUAACCCCCGCAACUGGCCUAAAUGGCGCAAGUGGUAUAUCACAAUUGUUGUGAGCAUGUUGAAUGUUUUUACAACAUGGUGUGCAGGAGGUAUCUCGUCGGGAGCAACUGGAAUUCAAGAUGAGUUCGGCGUCUCAGCUGAGAUUACGACAUUGGCCUUGUCACUAUAUGUUCUGGGGUAUGCCAUCGGUCCUGUCCUUCUCGCCCCGCUGUCAGAAUACUUUGGACGCCAACCGGUUUAUGUCGUCUCGUGGUUUUGUUUGUUCAUUUUUCAACUUCCUCUCGCGUUAGCCCCGAACAUUGGUACAAUUCUAGUGUGCCGGUUCAUUGCUGGCUGUGCCGGAGGUGCGCCGCUCACAAACACCGGUGGUAGCAUCAGCGACUUGUGGGAGCGAAACGAAAGUGGAGGCCCCAUGGCCAUCUACGGACUGAGCAGUACAUUUGGUCCACCUAUGGCGUUGGUGAUAACUGGAUAUAUCGGGUUGAAUCUCGGUUGGAGGUGGAUUUUCUGGGUUCUCAUGGCUAUGACUGGUGGUGUUUGGGUUGUGUUGGUCACCACCAUCCCCGAGACUCGCCACACGACUGUUCUUCAAAACAAGACCAAGCGCGCUCGCAAGCAAAUGAAGAAAGAGAAUCUCCAGUCCGCUGAAUCUACCACCGAUAUGCACGCAAGCAGCAGGAAGGGAUUGCACGAACUAUUUUCCAUCACACUCACUCGUCCCUUCCGCUUCCUUUUUUCCGAGCCUAUCACAUUGUUCUCGGCAAUAUACAACGGCUUCCUCUACGGUCUGGUUUAUCUUUUCAACGAGGCAAUCCCUCUUGUCUUCGGUGAACCCAAAGGACACCCAUUCAAUGGCGGCCAACAGGGACUCGCAUUUCUCGGAAUGGCAAUUGGUCCUCUGAUCGCAUUCUGUUUCUACCCCCUUCAGGAACGGUACUAUCUGCGCCGCGUUGCCGAAAAUGGUGGCAAAGGUGUCCCCGAAGCCCGCAUGUGGAUGGCUCGUGGAGGAGCGAUGCUUAUUCCGAUUAGUUUGUUCUGGUUUGGGUGGACAAGUUACCGAUCGGUUCAUUGGGUUGUGCCAAUAAUCGCAUCAUCUUUCUUCGGCGCUGGUAUCUACAUUGUGAUUCUGAGCAUUUUGAAUUACGUUGUCGAUAGCUAUCAGACCUACUCGGCUUCGGCGUUAGCAGGUGUCAUUCUUGUGCGCAAUGUCGUCGGAGCUGGGUUUCCAUUGUUCGCCACCCAAAUGUAUGAGAAGCUUGACUAUGAAUGGGCUUCUAGUCUUCUGGGAUUCAUCUCCAUUCUCCUCGUGCCAAUCCCUUUUAUUUUCUUCUACAAGGGCAAGGCCAUUCGCCUACGAAGUCCAUGGGCAAGGGAACACUUUGAUCAAAAUGAGGACACCCCUCACUAA
Messenger RNA from Penicillium soppii, 1578 nucleotides. Its product is annotated as MFS transporter. The transcript is spliced from 2 exons. Gene Ontology annotation, molecular function: transmembrane transporter activity. Gene Ontology annotation, biological process: transmembrane transport. Bases 1 to 1578 code for a protein of 525 amino acids. Lineage: Eukaryota; Fungi; Ascomycota; Eurotiomycetes; Eurotiales; Aspergillaceae. The record is from RefSeq and is a predicted model, not a curated record.